Molecule: messenger RNA, 3137 nt
Organism: Anopheles gambiae (African malaria mosquito)
Lineage: Eukaryota; Metazoa; Arthropoda; Insecta; Diptera; Culicidae
Product: sorting nexin-8
Exons: 6
Coding region: 716-2605 (629 amino acids)
Biological process (GO): retrograde transport, endosome to Golgi
Molecular function (GO): phosphatidylinositol binding
Source: RefSeq, a predicted model, not a curated record
GGGGAUUGUUAUUUACCGUGUGGCGCUUUCCGCGUGAGCAGGGGUUGAUAUUUUCUCGCGUCUCGUGCGCAUCAUCUGCCCGUCUCGCGUGUCUGUGCCCGUGCGUGUGUGUGAUUUUUGUUGUAUUGUAUUGUUGCGAGAUACCAGCCCCAUUUGGCAGUGUGAUUGUGAUGCACCGAGAACGGCUGCCACAGUUCUAACAGGCAGAAUCCGAACAAUAAUCGAAAAGGGAAAACCCUAAAAUACCUCGUGCAUCACAUGUUCGCACAGUGAACCGACACGGAAUAGGGGCGAGCUCUAGGGAAAGGGUUUGUUUUGCGCAAAAAAAAGCGCGCGCGUGGUACGUAUCCGAGCAGCAUCAUUAGAGCAGCAAGGUGUGCGAAGGAAAUAGGUGCAAACAAUUGUGCUGUGUUGGUUGGUUGGUUGGUUGGCGACUGCGGAAGUGGUGGCGGCGUAGGAAAGUGGCUGGUGCAUGCAAUUAAUUAUUCACGGCCUAUGCAGCUCCUUUCGGUGGUCCGCUGUGACGUUGAUGGUGGUGCGCUCUAAGUUCCCACGUGUGUGUGUGCGCUCCGUGCUGCUGUGAAAUCCUGGGAAUUCAGUGCUGUGAAAAAAGGGGUUUAUUAAGGGAAGGAAAAGUGAUUAUCAUAAAAAUUUAAGUGAGUGAGACGCAGUUCAGGAUAAAAAACCCAAAGGCAAGCAAAUAGGACUAACAAACAUGCCCGUCGUGGUCGAGGGAAGCUUUCAACAAUCGUCCGGAGCAUCCUCUCGGGCAAUGCCUUCCACCACACCCAGGGCGCUGUCACCAGACGCUUCCGAAGCUGCCUCAAUUGCUAUGAUAGAAGUGUCAGGCUCAUCGAUAGCUGAAGGGCCAGCCCACAAUCAUCAUCAUCAUCAGGACGAUGCGUCGGACGCGCUCGUCGGCGACAGCACGUUCAUUAACGGAUGCGCCUCAGCGAACGGUGCGGACCUGCUCCAUCCCUGGAACGGUACCGUGCCCGACCUGUCGAGGUCUCCGUCGGUGGGUGACACCUUCGUAUCGGCGGCUGCCUCCUCCGACAUGCCGUACCCAUCGUCGUUCGCCGACAGUACGACCGAUUCCGACUCCGGCCCGGAGGAGGAGGAAGCCGACCUGCCAGUGGGGUCGGACCCGUUUGCGUACAUCACAACCGCUACCAUUACGCUCAGCUCCGGUGGCAAUUCGGCCAGCAUGUUUCCGGCCAUGGUGGGACACGGUGCCACUGUCAAUCUUCGGCCGUCGGGCACGAAUGCACUUGCUGCACCGGUCGGAAGCGAAAGACUGCUGCAACGCUCGGGAGCAUUGGAGGGUCAGGAUGGAGCAUCACCAUCAUCGUCGUCGUCGUCGUCUUCCUCCUCGGGCAAAACGUCGAUUUCCAUGUCGAUCGCAUCGGUUGGCGAUGAUUCGACGGAACGGGAGCUGAACGAGUCGCCCGUUAGCGUGCAGAUUGUGCCGGAGAAAAAAGGACUCUUCCUCAAGCACUCGGAGUAUGAGAUCAAGCUGAAGGGCAUUGAGAAGACGGUCCGCCGUCGGUACAAAGAUUUCGUCACACUCCAUCGCUAUCUGGCGGAGAAGUAUCCAUAUCGACUCCUUCCAGCACUGCCACCGAAGCAGCUGAUGUUGGACUCGCUCCUGGAAGAACGGCGGCGCGGUUUGCAGACCUGGCUGAUCAUCGUGUCGCUCCACCCGGUACUGGGCAGCUCCCCAAUCGUAAGCACCUUCCUGCGCGACACCACCACCGACCACCAGUACCGACUGCGCGUAACGUACGAGAAGCAGAUGGACGAGCUGGUACGGCUACGGCCGGACGCAACUCUGCCGGAGGUGGACCUGGACACGCUGGCCGAAUCGCGUACCCGUCUGCACCGUGUGCAGUGCAGCAUGGGACGGUUGAAGCAACUGUUCGAUCGACGCCUGGGCCAUAACCGACGUCAAACAGGCGAGUGUGCCGAAAUCGAACGCAUUCUGCAGAGUCCCGAUCUGCGCGACGCAUUCAACGAGGACGCAACGUUCGAGGAUCUGUCCGCGAGUGAGCGGCUGAUUGCGAAGCAGGUUGAGCGCUAUGUGCAGGUGCAGCAGCGUGCCGUUACCGAACGGUUGGACGUACUGCUGGAGGUGUUGCAUGCGCACAGUCAACUAUGCGAACGGAUCGAAAAAGGCAUCGUAGCUGAUCAGCAGAGAACGCUGACAGGGAAGUCCCCGGGAGCCAAUGCAGGAAGCAGUCGAGUGAAAGUCAAAGCUCAUUCGAUGAAUCAAACCGGUACUAUGGCGCAACAAAAUGAAGGGAAUGGCUCCGCGUUCGAAGCAACUCAACUCGCGCGUCGUUCUGCGUUUGCGUUCAGCUGUGCCCAGGCGGAAACGCUGCUGGCGGAGCGCUAUCUGCAGUCGUUGCCUUCGAUACUACUGUCCUACGCGCACGAGGAGCAACAGCACCAUCAGAAGGUAACGCUUGCACUCAGUAGUGUCGAUCACAGUCGAUCGGCGGCCUCCCUCGCCCCCGGCCCUACUAACCGUUGGAAAUGUUUCGUAAAUCUUUCUUUCACUCCAGAUGUCGAAGAUAUGGCAUCGGUUAGUGGUCAGCGAGUCUAGCCGGCUCGACUAAACAGCCACCAAGGGCUUGCGUGAGGAGAUCGUGAAAAUGAGUACAGGAAAUGGCAGGGAAAGGCUAUCAAUUAGUACGGGAAAUGUUUGUUAAGAGGUUGCUGAAUUACGAUUAGUAUCACUGGUAGAGUAUGAAGUGUUAGAAGAGCAGUGUCAUUAGUUAGAAGUGAGACUAUGAACCGUAGUAAGAAUAGAAUUUAGAUAAUGUGAGUGGAAUGGCUGCAAUGUUAUUAAACUAUUUUUCACUUGAGUUGUUGUUCAUAUUCUUACUUAAAAAAUAAUUCCUUUUAACAUACAAAAUUUAACGUAAUAAAAUGUAUAGGAUUGAAUUAUAAAAAAAUUACAAUUAAUGACACAAAAAUACAAUUCGCUCGCUACAUGGUCUAAAUUUAUUACUAUUAUGUUCGUCAACAUAUAAUAGGGUAAGAUGAUUGUUCAGAUAUGAAGGCGUUAUUUUGAUUACAAACAAAAAACAAUAAAACGAUAAACCAAAUGGAUUAUCAAACGACUUACUCCACAA